Molecule: messenger RNA, 1142 nt
Organism: Ascoidea rubescens DSM 1968
Lineage: Eukaryota; Fungi; Ascomycota; Saccharomycetes; Ascoideales; Ascoideaceae
Exons: 1
Coding region: 90-689 (199 amino acids)
Source: RefSeq, a predicted model, not a curated record
AAGAAGCAGCAGAGAUAGCCCCAACACCAUCGCCCACCAACAGCUUGUCCAGCUGCCUUGUUCACAUAUAAGACUACUGCUCUUCCUCCAUGUCUCGCUCCUGUGUCUCCAACUCCUGCAUGGCCUGUUCCAGUCCCAGCUCCUCCUACGCCCUGCCCUUGUCCACCACCACCACCAGCACUGCGACCACCAACGCCAGCAUGGACUCCAGUCGCAACAUCGACAUCUCUCCAGACAACGUCAACAACCUCCACAACUACUCCUACAAACGAAUCAAGUCCCACAACUUGGAUCCUGCCACUUCUGUGCUACAUUUCAGCAGCUACGUUCACCCGAGUUUGGUCAUCUACAGGUUGAAUUCUGACUUUAUUGGCCAGCAAGACCAGUAUAUUCCUGAUUUGGAUUUUUCCAACGAAUUGAACAAAUGGUUUGAUGACAAAGAUGACUUUGAUAGAUUUGGCGAAUUACAAGAUUUCAACAUCAAUACCUAUUAUUACGAUAUCUACAAUAAUAAUAAUAAUAAUAAUAAUAAUAAUAAUAAUAACAAUAAUAACAGUAACAAUAAUAACAGUAACAAUAAUAACAGUAACAAUAAUAACAGUAACAAUAAUAACAGUAAUAACAACACUAACAAUGGUAGCCAAAAUAAUAACCAUGAUAAUAUUAACCAAAAUAACUAUAAUAACUAAAAAUAUUCAAUCUUGAUCAGCACUAAUCAUUAAUUAUAAUUAUCGCUAUAAUGUUUUUCAAAUUUUACUUGUAUUAUAUUACUAUAUCAUUAUAUCACUAUUUUAUUGUCUCAUAUCACUAUAUCAUUGCUCAAUUACAUUCUUAAUAUUUAUCAAUUUUUUCUUUCAUGUCUUUGUGUUUUUAUUCUUCAUUAUAUAUAUUCAUAUAUUUAUAUAUAUUUAUAUAUAUUCUCUUUUUUUCUCCUAAUUUUAUAUAAUUAUAUUAUAUUAUAUUAUCAUAUUAUUAUAUCAUCUUAUUUUCAUAUCAGUUUAUUAUUGUCUUUCUUUGUCUAUUUAAUCAUCUUAGUCACCUUAUAUUUUAUAUUUUAUAUUUUAUAUAUUACACUUUCUCAAUACAUCUUAUCGAACACUUAGCUUACUAUGUUCAGUAUAUAACCUAGGUGUUAUAUUCAU